Messenger RNA from Cooperia oncophora, 426 nucleotides. The record is from the annotation of a GenBank genome assembly. NCBI's taxonomy places the organism in Eukaryota, Metazoa, Nematoda, Chromadorea, Rhabditida, Trichostrongylidae.
AUGAGCUGGAACGAGAGAAUUUAUGGCAGCUCUUUCCAGGGAACUGCAUGGGCCCGCGACAACUGGAUCACGAAUAGCAAAUGGAAUGAAGAACGUGAUUUUAUGAUGCAUAACUGGAAACUGACACAACUGAGAACCCCUCCUCACAAAACCAAUACCGUACGAGAAAAUAGUGUUGCAGUUCUAAUCGCAUUCUCCAAAGGCGAAUGGUACAAUCCGCUCGCUGGACCUAUUGAGUUGCCGCUUUGCACAUGGAGGAACACAACGUGGCAUUAUAACAAGGAUUUGCUGGCAACUCGCCUAGAAAUCGACAAUCGAUUACUGGAAUAUUCACGAACUGUCGACAGGCGGCGAACACUUGCGAUGUCCCGUGUCCAAGAAAUUAGGAAAGGCUGGUUCGAGUCCAAUUCGAAGUUUCCUUUUUGA